Messenger RNA from Hypoxylon trugodes, 3078 nucleotides. RefSeq lists its product as uncharacterized. The record is from RefSeq and is a predicted model, not a curated record. Bases 1 to 3078 code for a protein of 1025 amino acids. Lineage: Eukaryota; Fungi; Ascomycota; Sordariomycetes; Xylariales; Hypoxylaceae. The transcript is spliced from 2 exons.
AUGGCAGCCAACUACCCCAACAAUAACGUACCACCAGUCUCUGGUGCCGCCGUUGCCCCCGCCCGUGUUUGGCCCGCCGAUAUCGAACAAGUUGAUGCAUUUGCGCGGAAGCUAUACAAACGGGCACGAACGGCAGGCUCCGAGCUUGACGAAGUUGCGACGGCAGUGCGGAGUCUGCAUACAGUAUUGAAGCACCUAAAAUUCGAAGCGGAAGACCCCGAAUCGCUGUUGGGCGCGGAUGAUGGGAGCGGAUCCGUAUAUGCACGACAAUUAACUCCUAUCCUCGAAGACUCCGAGUUCGCGCUCAAGCAGCUAGAUACUAUAUUGGAAAAGUACAGUGGCGAAAGUGGAGCUGGGACGCAGAUGGACGGUGAGAAAGGUUGGACAUUGUUGGAGAGUCGGGAGCGAGAAAUGGUCGAUUUGAUACGGUCGAAAUUGGUAAACCAGAAGCUCAAUAUUGACAUAUUCCUCGACACAAUUCAGCUGCAUAAUCCUUCUAAAUCGCGCCGGAUAGUCGACACGAACAGUGCCGACCUCGAAUCCAUCAAGGACAAAGUGGAUGCUAUCGCGUCGCGCAUAUGCCAACGGAAAAGUUCCAAUUUGGCGGAUGGGAAUAACGACGAAGAAGAACGGUGGAAGAAUUUUAGGGACGAAUUGGAAAAGGCUGGAUUCUCCCGCGAGGUGGUGCGUAAGAAUCAGGACGUCAUACGAGCAUACAUCCGCCAGUUAGACGAACAACUCAGCGCCUAUGGCGGCAGCACACCUUCAGUGCGGGGGCUACUCGAGCAUUAUCGCCCUCGCCGCGAUGAUGGGCUUCAGAUUACUCCGUACCCAACCUACCCAACUGAUCCUGCAGUCGGUGAAUUAAGCCCAGAGGAGCUGCAGUCCGAAAUUGAUGAGGAGAAGUUGUUUCCGUCGAUGAGGAUGAGGCGGCUUGAGGAAGAAGACGAAGAAGAUAAUAAUCAUCAAACAGCCGUAGCACAACCACCACCACCACCAUUGUCAAAUUCAUCACAGCCGCUCAGUAUGCCGGAUCAUCCAUCAAAUCUUUCUUAUGACCGUCGUCUAUCAAACGGCGGCGCUGACGAUGCAUCCAUGGCACUGAUGUCGACGAGGGAGCUUAUGGCUCUAGACAAACGCUCCGCCGAGUUAGCUGUGACGGCAGGAAAUAAAAUGCACCCUCAGCCACCACCAGCUGAAUUAUUACCGGGUCCCAAUUACCACACAUCUAAUUCCCCCACGCCUCACUCUUUACCCCCAUCAGCCUCGCAUCCCGCGCUCCCCUCUUCAUCGUUACCAGCAAUUGGCGUCAACAACGCCACCUCAGGCGAACAAUCUUCUGCUCACCCACGUUAUGUCCCACCUCUACCUUUACCUCGCAAUCACAGUCCGCCUGUAGUGAAUCCGGCGUCUUCAUCGGCUCCUGUUAUAAGUCAGCAACGGGAACAAUCACUCGCCUUAGUGCAGCAACAGCAAUCGAGGUGUGCACGCCUAGCGCCCGACAGUAAAGGCCGCGAUAUCCCACUUGAGGCUAAGUGGACUCGGAUUCCGCGACAUCUCGUCUCACCCGAGGCCCUUGCUGGCGCUGGUGUACGAUAUGAAGCACGACCGGAUUUCGUCGCAGUAUUGGGUGAGCUAUCGCGUAACGAGGUAGCUAAGCUUGCUCAAAAGACUGCUGAGGUUAGGAAUGCGAGACGUCGACGGAGUAGUACCGUUCCAAACAGUGCCGGUGGUGUCGGCACUGCGGCUGUACCAAAUGGGAAUGCGAAUGGUGUGAGGAAAGAUAGGAGAGCCGAGGAUAAGUAUUAUCCUGAUAAAUACCGCAACUGGAAUGUGAUUGAAGAGGAAGAACGUCGGAGGCAACGACCCAAGGCUAGCGGUAGGAAUCAUCGUUACUCUGAUGACGAUGAUUCCUCUUCCGAUGAUAGUCGUGGCGUGACUUAUGUGGUUAACAACAAUCGUCAACGACGCAGGGCGAGUACCGCUAGUUCCGCAAGUCACCUUUACGAUUCGAGCGACGAUAGCAGAACAUCGGAUGCUGAAACCGAUACCGACCGAGAUUUAGAUGCAUCUUCGUCAUACUCACAGUCUUACCCACGAUCCGGUUCACACCUAGAUGAUUACCACAAAUCCCGAUCGCAUUCUCUCCGCCGCAGCUCCACCACACCUACCACAUCAUCUAAGCGCGACGACAAAGCGUACGCAAGAGUUAGGAGUAGGAACGACAGCGACGCUACAGAUGGGGCUAAUGGUCACGAGAAAGAUAGCAGCAACGAGAAAGGUACCAAGACAUACCCAUUUAUCGUGCCGGCGCCCGCUGCGAGCGAGAAGGACAAAGACAAAGAUGGCGCCAGCACUAGCCCCGCAGCCACCAUAAAACCGAAGCCCAUCCUCAAGAACAAGAAAGACGAUCCUCACGUCCGCAUCGACCCUACCCCACAGAUCAUCGACGAGAGCUCAAGCUCGCUGCCUCGAACUUUACCUUCAUAUCGACGGAGCGAACGUGAACGAGAGCGUCGAGACAGGGAAAAGGAUAAGGACCGAGAACGAGAUCGGGACAGGGAACGGAAUAGAGAUAAGGAUAGGGACAGAGAGAAGGAUCGCGAUCGUGAUCGGGAUCGGGAGAAGAGAUACCGCUCAGACCGUUACCAAGACAAAGAACGAGACCGGGAUAGAGAGCGUCACCCCGACCGCGAACGCGACCGAGAUAGGGAACGAAGCGAUCGAUACCGAGGUGACAAAUACUACUCUCACCGCGACUCCCAUCGCGACCGUGAUCGCGACCGCAGUGAAGACGGCGUCAGAGAAACGGAGUAUCCGCACCGACACCGUCAUCGGAGCCACAGCCACAGCCGACGAUACCAUGGUAACGGCGGUGGAAGCUCAUCAAACACCGGUGCAAGACGAUCGGAUCGAGACCGCGAGUAUUACGAUGACCACUACAUCAACAGCAAUAAUAGUCGGGUAAGGGACGAUCGCACGUCAAGGAGAAAGGCUCAACAUGAGACCAUCCGGGCUGUUGGUCUUGGUGGGGCUGCAGCUGCUAUGUUGAGUAUGUUGAGUGAGGCGGCACUAUAG